Eremomyces bilateralis CBS 781.70 is the source of this 1988-nucleotide messenger RNA. RefSeq lists its product as uncharacterized. Bases 456 to 1916 code for a protein of 486 amino acids. NCBI's taxonomy places the organism in Eukaryota, Fungi, Ascomycota, Dothideomycetes, Eremomycetales, Eremomycetaceae. The record is from RefSeq and is a predicted model, not a curated record. The transcript has 2 exons.
CGAUGAUGUAGGAAGUCUCCUCGUACUGCAUAAAACAUCCAAAGAACCUAUAAACUGAUAGAUCCAGGAUCGCGUACUAUCACUGAGUCUAGCGAUUAUAUACGAUCGUUUGGACCUUUACAACAGCUUUUCUAAACGCCGUUGGCACUUCAGCUGAAUUUUAGGAGUACCGGUAGCGGAGCUACUAUAACGUGGACGCCAUCCCGUCUCCGAAUUCAAUUUUACGUGCUUUCCUAUCGUCGGUAUUAUCUCUCCUGUUGAGUCCGGACGUUCAUAUUUCCAUCAGAUCGUUCAAGAAAUCUAUCCGACCUGUCCCUGACGGUUGCGCAGCGAGAUAUUACCGACUUCGGAUGUCACUACCCUGAGCGCACGAGUCGGGACGGUUCGCGCCUCGCAUUGCCUGACCGCAACAACAGUUUAACGGCCGCUCUACUAUCAAGGGAUUCAUUAUCUACAUGUCUCCGAACCACGCUCGCUCCUCGCCAUCUUUGAUAUAUAAUUCUGUGAUUGAUGUGGACGUCAUGGAGCCUGGCGCAUCUGACGUCCACCAUGCGCCCAAGGCCACCACCACCUCAAAUCUCCCUCCACCACCUUCAGCGUCAGUAACCGACAUCGCAUUAAACGACUGCGAUGAACCGACAUGGGCUCUUCUCUACUCUACCCUAUACGAACUCAAAAGCGACCUUGAAAAACAACUGGACGCCUGUCGAAGCUCCCACCAAAUAGACCAGACUUCGUGGCGCAGGGAGCGGAAUCUAUGGGAUGCGGAGCGCAAUCGGAGACAUCGCGAUCUAUCUACCGCAAGGCGCGAGAUCGAUGCGCUGAAGCGGGAGAAUGCCGAGCUUAAGGGGGAAAUCGCAGAAGUGCGGACCAGGGAACACCAUCUGGAUGGCUCGCCUGCCAAGCGACGGAGACCCUCACGGCCAGAAUCGGAGACUUUCGAUAUGUUCGCGAACAGUAUGCAAGGCAAUACAUACCAGAGUACGUCUCAGGGGGGUGCGAGGAGCGCGACAGAAAAGAGCGAGAGCAACCCCGACGUCGUCGCAUCUGAUCCCCCCUCUCCUCCAACAAGUACGGUUGUCGUGUCUCCACCCCCUGUUGCGUACCGUCGACACGCGGGCCACACCCCUGCGGCCGUUUCGCUUCUCAGUCCGCGUGUGGAUACUCCCACGAUCGACAGCACCGACAGCAGUUCGUCUCUCAAACAUGCAGAAAAAGCCGGUGGUACCGGUACGACGGAGGAUGUUGACGCGAAUCACGAACCCGGGCCGUCGCAGGACGUCGCGAGCGAAGCGGCUACCGAACAUGUGGGACGCGAUCAACGCGACGGCCACACAUCCCACUCCGAGGCAAUAACCGAUAAAAAUCCCUCGUCAGGGGAUGGGGACGAUGAGGAAUCUCGAACUCACGCGGAUGCUUUCGACGAUGCGACGCUUCUCAUCGCGCAGGCUGCUCUCGAUCCCGUAAAACACAUCCCGGACGAUCCCGCUCUUUCAGGGCCGCUGUUCCUCCCGGCGCACCCCAUGGCCGAUCAAGACGGCAUCCUAGCGGCGCUAGGGCAGAAGCUCGAGGAAGCUGCGAUCUCGCCGGAAGCGAGGACGCCGUCGGUUUUGAAAGAUGAUCCCAUUUCUGGACUCGCGGAACCGGACAGUUUGCAUGGGCUGUCGGGGGCGAGCAGGUCGAACGGCGGAAGUGUGGAUGGUAAUGGCGGGGUGGGUGGGAUUCAUGCAGGUCAUGAGCUGCCAAGACGGACCUCGAACGAAGCGGAGGAGGUCGAUCCCGCGAUGGAUUUGGACGGGGAUGGGGGUGUCGGGGGUGGAGAAGAAGCGCCCUUGGAUGUACCGAUCAAGUUGAGACCCACUUUGAAUUUCGGGGCGCCAUUGGGGAGCUUACGGUUAGCAAAAGAGAGCAGAUGAAUCGGCCGAUUUCUCCCUCCCAUCUCCCUCAACCAUCUUUCUUGAAUGUGGGAUGGCUGCCCAGUUACAGGU